This is a messenger RNA of Hibiscus syriacus, 1899 nucleotides long. RefSeq lists its product as uncharacterized. Bases 907 to 1899 code for a protein of 330 amino acids. Lineage: Eukaryota; Viridiplantae; Streptophyta; Magnoliopsida; Malvales; Malvaceae. The record is from RefSeq and is a predicted model, not a curated record. The transcript is spliced from 4 exons.
UUCGUAAUAUGGAGGAAUUGUCUUUAAAAAGCAAACACAUUUCAAAAAUAUGCAAUCGUCAAGUUCCGAUAGGCAUCUUCAGCCAAAUGAAAGUUCUUCAAGUGCUUGGCAAUGAUGACAAAACAGUUCUGUUCCCAUUUGUGAUUUACUGUGAUCUCGAAGCGAACUUCAGUGGUGAAGGAAAUGCAAGUGAAAAGGAACAGGUUAGUCUUCCUAACCCCACCCAUUUAGGGGAUGAAAACUCACAAAUACACCAUGUUUUCCCAAAUCUUGAAACUCUUGAAGUUAGAAGAUGUGAGGGUUUGAUCGGUUUGGGACCCUUCUUGGCAUCCUUUCGAAAUCUCAAAAUUUUGGACCUAUGGCAGUGCUAUGCUGUUGCCUUAAUCACAUCUUCAGCAGCUCGAAAUCUGAUGCAACUGAUAAAAAUGAGGAUCAGAGACUGCAGUACAGUGAGAGAAAUAGUUGCAAAAGGGAAAGAUGAUGCAAAAGACAUGAUCAGUUUUAGCAAGUUGAAAUGUUUGGUGCUUCAUUAUUUACCUAACCUCGCAAGCUUCUGUUCAGAGGAGUACAACUUUCAGUUUCCAUCCUUGGAACAAGUUAUUGUAAGACAAUGUCCCAAAUUGAAGAUCUUUUGUCAGGGAGGGUUUGAUCACCCCAGAGUUACACAGAGUGCAGCUGUCAGAAGAGGACUAUAAGGGCUUUUGGGCUGGAGACCUCAAUACCACCAUAUGCCAGUUGCUCGAAAACACGGUAAGAUAUUAUGAACCAGAGCAUUUGGAACUUCAUAAGCUUCCCCAGUUGGAGGAAAUUUGGAAUACAGUUCCUCAAGGAAUUGUAGAUUUCAAAAGACUCAAAUUUCUCAAAGUGUAUAACUGUAACAACUUGAGAUACCUAUUAACUGCUUCCAUGGCUAAGGAUCUUGUUCAACUGCAGCAGAUAAAAGUAAAAAAAUGCAGAAGAAUUGAAGAAAUCAUCAGAGAUGACAAAUCCACCCCAAAGAAAAUCAUAUUCCCUCAGCUUAAAACAAUAACUAUCAAGUCUUGUUCGGUAAUGACAUGCUUUUAUUUGGGAACUUUUGCAUUGGAAUGUCCAAACUUGAAAGAAGUUAAAUUAGUUAGCUGUGCAAAGAUGGUUGCAUUUGCAUCUACUGUUUCAAACCAGCCUCAGGUUGUGAACAUUGGUGAUGGAUAUUCAGAGAUUCUUGCGAAGGACACCUCCAAUGUCUCCGCUAAACCCUUUUUCAGUGAUAAGGUGUCAUUACCUUUGUUAAAGGAGUUGACAGUGGAAGACAUGGGGAACAUGGAGAGGAUAUGGGAUGAUCAACUUGAGAUCAACUCUUUCUCCAAAUUAAAGCACCUUGAAGUGCAUAGUUGUGUUAAACUAUCAAGCAUUUUCCCACUUAAUGUGCAGGGAAGGCUUCAGAGACUGAAAAAUUUGCAAAUAGUUGAGUGUGCUUCACUAGAAGAAAUAUUUGAACCUGAAAUCACCGAGGCAGAAAUAAACAUCAAGUUUGUAUUUCCUCAAGUGACAUACCUGAACCUUUAUAAGCUACCAAAACUGAAGAGUUUCUACUCCGGGGUGCACACUACCGAAUGGCCAUUACUGAAAAAAAUGGAUGUUUAUAGAUGUGACAAAUUGGAGAUAUUUGCUUCGGAAUAUUCGAGCUCCCACGAAACACAAGGACUGCAUCUCUUGUUUUGGAUCAAUAAGGGCACAUUCCCUUGUUUAGAAGAACUGAGAUUGGAAUGCAAUGCCACUAUGAAAGAGAUAUGGCAUGGACAACUCCCAGAAGGGUAUUUUAAACUGAAAGUUUUGGAGCUCAUAAAUUUUCCUGCACUGACUGUUCUUCCAUCUUAUUUCUUUCGGUCACUAUCUGAUCUUGAAAAUUUUUGUUGUUAG